Sinocyclocheilus grahami is the source of this 2728-nucleotide messenger RNA. Its product is annotated as cullin-1-like. Gene Ontology annotation, cellular component: cullin-RING ubiquitin ligase complex. Bases 1 to 2226 code for a protein of 741 amino acids. The transcript has 21 exons. NCBI's taxonomy places the organism in Eukaryota, Metazoa, Chordata, Actinopteri, Cypriniformes, Cyprinidae. The record is from RefSeq and is a predicted model, not a curated record. Gene Ontology annotation, biological process: ubiquitin-dependent protein catabolic process. Gene Ontology annotation, molecular function: ubiquitin protein ligase binding.
AUGGAAUGGUGUCCUGCCAGUGUAAAAGUUUUACAUGUAUAUAACUACUGUACCAGCGUGCACCAGUCUAACCAGGCCAGGGGUGCUGGCAUCCCCCCCUCCAAACCCAACAAGAAAACACCCACACCUGGUGGGGCACAGUUUGUUGGACUUGAACUCUACAAAAGACUCAAAGAGUUUCUGAGGAGCUACCUGACGAACCUUCUCAAGGAUGGAGAGGACCUGAUGGAUGAGAGCGUUCUGAAGUUCUACACGCAGCAGUGGGAGGACUAUCGCUUCUCCAGUAAAGUUUUAAAUGGGAUCUGUGCUUACCUCAACAGACACUGGGUGCGCCGAGAGUGUGAUGAGGGCCGGAAAGGAAUUUAUGAAAUCUACUCGCUUGCUUUGGUCACUUGGAGAGAGUGUUUGUUCAGACCUCUAAACAAGCAGGUGACAAAUGCUGUGUUAAAACUCAUUGAGAAGGAGAGAAAUGGCGAGACUAUAAACACCAGACUCAUCAGUGGAGUGGUGCAGUCCUACGUUGAGUUGGGCUUGAAUGAGGAUGAUGCGUUUGUGAAGGGGCCGACAUUAUCAGUUUACAAGGAGUACUUUGAGACACAGUUUUUGGCUGACACAGAGCGCUUCUAUACACGGGAAAGCACAGAGUUCCUCCAGCAAAACCCUGUUACCGAAUACAUGAAAAAGGCAGAGGCACGGUUGCUGGAGGAGCAGCGGCGGGUACAGGUGUAUCUCCACGAGAGCACACAAGACGAGCUGGCUCGCAAGUGUGAGCAGGUCCUCAUCGAGAAACACCUGGAGAUCUUCCACACGGAGUUCCAGAACCUUCUAGAUGCUGAUAAGAAUGAAGAUCUUGGUCGGAUGUAUAACCUUGUUUCCCGGAUUACGGACGGAUUGGGCGAGCUCAAGAAACUCUUGGAGUCCCACAUUCAUAAUCAAGGGCUGGCUGCUAUCGAGAAGUGUGGAGAUUCAGCGCUCAAUGAUCCCAAAAUGUACGUGCAGACAAUCUUGGAUGUUCACAAGAAAUACAAUGCUCUCGUCAUGUCUGCAUUCAAUAACGAUGCUGGGUUUGUGGCAGCACUCGAUAAGGCCUGUGGAAGAUUCAUUAAUAAUAAUGCGGUAACAAGGAUGGCACAGUCCUCUAGCAAAUCUCCUGAGCUUCUGGCCAGAUACUGUGACUCCUUACUGAAGAAGAGUUCAAAGAAUCCAGAGGAGGCUGAGCUAGAAGAUACUCUCAACCAAGUGAUGGUGGUUUUUAAGUAUAUUGAGGAUAAAGACGUGUUCCAGAAGUUCUAUGCCAAGAUGCUGGCCAAAAGACUGGUGCACCAGAACAGUGCCAGCGACGACGCCGAGGCCAGCAUGAUCUCCAAACUGAAGCAAGCAUGUGGUUUCGAGUACACCUCCAAACUACAGCGCAUGUUUCAGGACAUCGGCGUCAGCAAAGACUUGAAUGAGCAAUUCAAAAAGCACCUUUCCAACUCGGAGCCUUUGGACUUGGAUUUCAGUGUCCAGGUUCUGAGCUCUGGCUCGUGGCCGUUCCAACAGUCUUGCACAUUCGCUUUACCAUCUGAGUUGGAGCGGAGUUACCAAAGAUUUACAGCUUUUUAUGGAAGUAGACACAGCGGGCGGAAGUUGACAUGGCUUUACCAGCUAUCCAAAGGGGAGCUGGUCACCAGCUGCUUCAAGAACAGAUACACUCUGCAGGCCUCCACCUUCCAGAUGGCCAUCCUGCUCCAGUUCAACACAGAGAACAGCUACACUGUCCAGCAACUGGCCGACAGCACACAGAUCAAAAUAGAUAUUUUGGUUCAGGUCUUGCAAAUCCUGUUGAAAUCAAAGUUGCUGGUCUUGGAAGAUGAGAAUGCAAACAUAGAUGAAAUGGAUUUCAAGCCUGAUACAUUAAUCAAACUUUUCUUGGGCUAUAAGAAUAAGAAGUUACGGGUGAAUAUCAAUGUGCCAAUGAAGACGGAGCAGAAACAAGAGCAGGAGACGACACACAAGAAUAUUGAGGAAGACAGAAAGCUCCUCAUACAGGCAGCUAUCGUGAGAAUUAUGAAGAUGAGGAAAGUUUUAAAGCACCAGCAGCUUUUGGCCGAAGUGCUGAACCAACUUUCCUCACGAUUCAAACCUCGUGUUCCUGUCAUCAAGAAAUGCAUUGAUAUUUUGAUAGAGAAGGAAUACCUGGAACGUGUGGAUGGGGAAAAAGACACUUAUAGUUACUUGGCAUAACAAUGUCCUCUGAUGUCCUUAGAUAUUUGAGGAAUAAAAACAGAGCGGAGCCAGACAAACAGAGGAUUCUCUCAAAGAUCUCAAGGCAUCGUUGCCGAGUAGGACAAUGUGACACUGGACUUUUCCCUUUAAACCCAGACUGCUAAAGCGGCCAGUCUUCUUCAUGCCCUUAAGCUGCUCAGGAUUGCCAUUUACUUUUUAAUGUGUAAAUAUUGGACAUUGAACUAUGCUCAUAGUGGGACCCAGAGUCAGGGUUGCAUGCUAAUGCCUAUCAUUAUGAAAAUUACAAAAUGCUGAUUAAGUUAAAUUACUUUUGGAAAACUGACAGAUUAAAAAAAAAAAGGCUGUUGGUUGCAGACAGAAAUACCUAGAGGUAAGAGCGCUCUGAGAAUAAUCAUUUCUGAUUGGCUGUUUAGAGCUGCAUUGUUACUAGCCACGAGAACACCAUUUGUAUAGUGCAGUUCAUUUUAUAAAUGUCAUGAAUAAACGUAAUUUUUCUUUA